Messenger RNA from Suillus paluster, 419 nucleotides. RefSeq lists its product as uncharacterized. NCBI's taxonomy places the organism in Eukaryota, Fungi, Basidiomycota, Agaricomycetes, Boletales, Suillaceae. The record is from RefSeq and is a predicted model, not a curated record. The transcript is spliced from 3 exons. The coding region runs from base 31 to 318 and encodes 95 amino acids.
UUUGCCUCAUUCCCUUCCACAAACUCCAUCAUGUUUACUUCCCGCACCAUCAUCUUUGCGUCGCUCAGCUUCCUCGCUGGCGCCAAUGCGUGUGUACAGUGUCCAGCCACAGUGAAGGAUGGCGUUAGUGCCAUAAAAGUAUACGAUGUCACAACAGACAGCCAGACCACAUUCUGCAUGUACUACAACUCGAAUGACGCGAAUGGCGACGGCCCAACAAUAUUCUGUCAGUAUCACACCCGGAACGGCCAGUUUAUAGAUGGGCAUAAGUCUUGUGCGCGUACAGCAACUGUGAAGGAGGAUGACUGCCGAACGUGAUGUGAAGAGCUAAGGGAGACGAGACACCCAACAUAAGGAGCCAUGUAGACAGCCGGGUGUACGUCCAGUAGACACCAUCUAUUACGAGAAUUGUUCAGUGU